UUCUGCGAGUAAACUCUCUGAUGGCCUUUUUUUUUUAGUUUAGGAAACCGAUAGCCAAUUUUAAAUCGAGUAUCUUAUACAAUAACGAAUUUGAUCUCCACCACCGUUCCUAACCGGACCCAAGCUGCACAUAAAACGAGGGAAAAAGGGAGAUCGGGUCACUCGCGGUUGCUACUCUUUUGCUUUGGCUUCUACGAAGCAGGCAAUGCAUUCGUUUUCGUUUAGAAUCUGAAUCUUUGAUGAGUUAGAGGGUAGCUACUGAGCUAUUGAGUAUCCGAAAACAUGGCCGAGGUUGCAGCAAAUAAUGCGAAUCACCCAUGUGAAACCCCCAAAAAUGUGUUUGAUUUUGGGGCAUUUGUUGGAGACUUGAUUGUUGAGGAAGAUGCCAGCAGUGAUGAUAUAUCGCUGGAGGGGCUUCAGGAAGAGUUGGAAGAAUGCAAAAAUGAUGAUGUGGUUGCGAACAUAUUGUCUAAAGGUAUAAAGCUAAGGGAGUACACAAAGGGGGUUGAGCACAACCUGCGCAAAGUUGAGUUGGAUUCAAUUCAGGAUUAUAUAAAAGAAAGUGAUAAUCUAGUGUCCCUCCAUGAUCAAAUUCGUGAUUGUGAUAGCAUCUUGUCACAAAUGGAGACCCUUCUCAGUGGAUUUCAGGUUGAGAUUGGUUCCAUCAGUUCAGACAUAAAAAUUCUCCAAGAGAAGUCUAUGGAUAUGGGUCUAAAGCUAAAGAAUCGCAAGGUGGCAGAAUCAAAGCUGGCUAAAUUUGUUGAAGACAUUAUAGUCCCUCCAAGGAUGGUUGACAUAAUUGUUGAUGGAGAGGUAAAUGAUGAAUAUAUGAGAACUCUCGACAUUCUAAGCAAGAAGCUAAAGUUUGUUGAUACAGAUCCCAUGGUUAAAGAUUCAAAAGCACUGAAAGAUGUUCAGCCCGAGCUUGAAAAAUUAAGGCAGAAAGCAGUAUCCAAGGUGUUUGAUUUUAUUGUUCAAAAGCUUCAAGCACUGAGGAAACCAAAGACAAACAUUCAGAUUCUUCAACAAAAUGUUCUUUUAAAAUACAAGUAUAUCAUUUCCUUCCUCAAAGAACAUAGCAAGGAGGUGCACCUUGAAGUUCGUGCAGCGUACAUUGAUACAAUGAAUAAGGUUUUAAGUGCUCAUUUCCGAGCUUAUAUUCAAGCAUUGGAGAAAUUACAGUUGGAUAUUGCAACAUCUAAUGAUUUGAUUGGUGUGGAGACCAGAAGCACUAGUCUUUUCUCAAGAGGAAGAGAACCACUUAAAAAUCGUUCUGCUGUUUUUGCAUUGGGGGAAAGAUUAAAUGUUCUAAAGGAAAUUGAUCAACCUGCACUUAUUCCACAUAUUGCAGAGGCAAGCUCUUUAAAGUAUCCUUAUGAGGUCCUCUUCCGGAGCUUGCACAAGCUGCUUAUGGACACAGCAACUUCUGAGUACCUUUUUUGUGAUGAGUUCUUUGGGGAGGAGUCCAUUUUUUAUGAAAUUUUUGCUGGUCCUUUUGCUGUCAUUGAUGAACACUUCAAUUCUAUCCUUCCAAAUUGUUAUGAUGCUAUUGGCCUAAUGCUUAUGAUACGCAUAGUACACCAGCACCAGCUUAUUAUGUCUCGGCGAAGGAUUCCAUGCUUGGAUUCAUAUCUAGACAAGGUUAACAUUUCUCUCUGGCCUCGUUUUAAGAUGGUAUUUGACAUGCACCUCAGCAGUCUGCGAAAUGCAAAUGUGAAGUUGUUAUGGGAAGAUGAUAGUCAUCCUCAUUAUGUCAUGAGGCGUUAUGCUGAAUUUACAGCUUCUCUUAUUCAUAUCAAUGUUGAAUAUGGAGAUGGGCAGCUUGAAUUAAAUAUGGAACGGUUGAGAAUGGCUGUUGACGAGCUCCUUAUGAAGCUUGCAAAAAUGUUUUCAAAACCAAAAUUACAAAUCGUGUUCCUCAUAAACAACUGUGACAUGACAAUUGCGGUUCUGAAGGAAGCUGGUCCCGAAGGUGGGAAAAUCCAACAGCACUUUGAGGAGAUGCUAAAGAGUAACACAGGAUUAUUUGUAGAGGAACUUCUGAUGGAGCAUUUUAGUGAUUUGAUAAAGUUUGUGAAAACUCGAGCCUCGGAGGAUCCUAAUGGUAGCAACGAAAGGCCUAUAAGUGUGAGUGAAGUGGAGCCGAUAGUGAAGGAUUUUGGCAGCAGAUGGAAGGGUGCAAUAGAAUUGAUGCACAAAGAUGUGAUCACGUCUUUCAGUAACUUCUUGUGUGGGAUGGAAAUCUUAAGAGCUGCAUUGACUCAACUGCUGCUUUACUAUACUCGACUUUCGGAUUGCAUAAAGAGAAUCAAUGGCGGGGCUGCCCUGAACAAAGAUCUUGUCUCCAUCUCAUCUAUCAUGUAUGAAAUCAGAAAAUACUCCAGGACUUUCUAGAUUUACUCUGCAGAAAUUUUACCAAAACCUCUUUCCUGUAUCAAGCAAGUUGAGUUGGAUCAAUAUGUUUGUGAUGGUACAUUACAGAUACUACUUAGAAUUUGGCAGGUGAAUUUUGUUAACUUUUUAAAGAGAAAUAUAUUUUAAGGAAAAAUAUAUUGGUA
Gossypium raimondii (Peruvian cotton) is the source of this 2558-nucleotide messenger RNA. RefSeq names its product vacuolar protein sorting-associated protein 52 A. Lineage: Eukaryota; Viridiplantae; Streptophyta; Magnoliopsida; Malvales; Malvaceae. Gene Ontology annotation, cellular component: GARP complex. The transcript is spliced from 21 exons. The coding region runs from base 283 to 2394 and encodes 703 amino acids. The record is from RefSeq and is a predicted model, not a curated record. Gene Ontology annotation, molecular function: syntaxin binding. Gene Ontology annotation, biological process: endocytic recycling; Golgi to vacuole transport; retrograde transport, endosome to Golgi.